This is a messenger RNA of Phoenix dactylifera (date palm), 968 nucleotides long. RefSeq lists its product as uncharacterized. NCBI's taxonomy places the organism in Eukaryota, Viridiplantae, Streptophyta, Magnoliopsida, Arecales, Arecaceae. The record is from RefSeq and is a predicted model, not a curated record.
CAAGCCCAAAUUAUAAGGAGAGAAGUCUCCAAGGAUGGAACAAUCACCAAACGUCAUCAUGACCAAGCCCAACCACAGUUCCAACGACAGCAAGCCCCCCAUGGCAAGGAAGAUAACCAUCUCCAUCUUAGUCAUCUCCCUCCCUGUCCUCUAUGUCUCUCUCCUCCACAUCCCCCCAUCCACUCUCUUCAAAGACACCACCUUCUGGUUCCUCAUGUCCAACUCCAUCAUCAUCAUCGUCGCCGCCGACUCUGGCAUGUUUUCCUCAUCAAACGAGACCAGCGAUCUCUACGAUGAGUUCAUCGAACAUAGCAGGGCAAGAAGUGCAUGCCUUGCUGCAGAUCCACCACCUGAGACUAGCACUAAAGAGAGGCCAAAAGAACCAGUACUUGCUCCGAGCCAGUCGGAUGUAGUUGUCGACAAGAGUAUAGUUGUAAUAGAGAACUCAGUCCCCAAGUCACAAAAACCUGUGUAUAAAACUGUAGUUGUGAAGGAGAAGUCACUCCUCCUGCCGGGAGUAGAAGUUGACGAAAGUAAGGCUGUGCAUGAGAAGCCACUGCGCCGGUCGGUGACGGAGAAGAAAGACCAUCACAGGAUGGAGGAGGUAGAGCAUUCAAAGUUGCCACUCCAACGGUCGGUCACAGAGAAGAGAAAUCAUCACACAUUGGUGGGAAGUGCGCAUUCAAACUUGCCACUCCGCCGGUCAGCGACAGAGAAGAGAAAUUAUCCAAAUUUGGAGGAAAAUGAGUACUCGAUGUUGUCGGACGAGGAGCUUAAUAAGAGGGUGGAGGAAUUUAUUAGGAGAUUCAACAGGGAGAUUAGGCUUCAGCUGAGAAACUAAUAGAAUGUGUGCUCUUGGUAGAGCUGAGUUCACUGUGUAGUGGGGGAAGCUGUCUUUGGGAAAUGUCAGUCUAUGUAACAUGUCAAGAACAAAAUAAUUUUAAGCUUAGUAGCAAAAAAAAAAAAAA